Molecule: messenger RNA, 648 nt
Organism: Acanthosepion pharaonis
Lineage: Eukaryota; Metazoa; Mollusca; Cephalopoda; Sepiida; Sepiidae
Source: the annotation of a GenBank genome assembly
AUGACACUAUCUAUCUAUCUAUCUAUCUAUCUAUCUAUCUAUCUAUCUAUCUAUCUAUCUAUCAGUUUUUCCAUUGUAUGUAUCUAUCUAUCUAUCUGUCUGUCUAUCUAUCGUUCUUCCUCAAACCAGCCUUUUCAGCGAUCUCCGCACCCUCCACAAUUUUCUGCGGCAUCGUCCCAGAAAAGUGUAUAUUCUUAUUUACCAUCACUUCUCUCUCUCUCUCUCUCUCUCUUUGUCUCUACGUCCCUUUCUUUCUCUUUCUGUUUUACUCUCUAUACCCUCUUCUCUUUUAUAUAUUAUAUAUAUAUAUAUAUCUCUUUUUCUGUUUUACUCUCUAUACCCUUCUCUCUUGCUGUUUUACAUUCUUUACCGUUCUCUUUUUUUUAUUUUAUUUACGUCUCCCCUCUUCCUCGUAUUAAGCUCUAUAGACACUGGACUUUUAUUUCUGUUCUGUUCGGACCCAUCUCUAUUUCCUUUUUUUUCUCUAUACCCUCCUAUCUUUUAAGUUUAUUCUCUACGUCCCUCUUUCUGUUUUACUCUCUAUACCCUCCUUCCUUCCUUUUUACUCUCUUUCUGUUUUACUCUCUACGUCCCUCUCUCUCCGUCUCUGUUCGAUUCUCUAUACAUUUUCUCGCUCUUUUACCCUAA